AUGGACGUUCCUCAUAUUUCAAUGUCGAAAAGUGGCGUAGCAAUUCAAAAGCUGGUGGUGCAAGGAAUUUUUCUCUUUACUGGUGUAAUUUCGACUUGUGUAGCACAAUUUGUUUUUUAUCAAGGUGCAGGUGAUCAAAAAGCUAUGUUAUUGCCAUUGUGCAACUAUCUCGGGAUGAUGCUUGUGGGGUUGCUGCCUGUGGGGACUGCCGCUACUGAUCAAGCGAGAAUUGGUAAGCGAUUGAAGACUCAUAUGAAGAAACAAAAAGCGCUUCCAAGUUCAAAGACGCAGCAAAAAGAAACUAGCAGAUCUGUCAAGGACGAUAUUAAGCGACCGGAGCUUACACCCUUGCCGCUAACGCUCAUUAAGUGCCACUCAACUGAAUCAGAAGCUACUGAUAUGGAGAUUACAAGGCGAACAAAUGGAAUUGACGAGGAAAUUCAAUACGAAACAGACGAUAGUAGCAAAGAUGAGACAAAGCCUGGAGUAGGUUCCCACGUGACGCCAUCCUCUCUUUUCUUUUCUUUAACAACGGUGCAGCUUUGCAUUAUUGUAUCUGUGAUUUUGGACUUUACUGGUUGUAUUUUUUCCAACUUGGGCUUAUCUAUGGCGGGUAGUGGCCUUUAUCAAGUCGUAUACUCUAGCGUCAUCUGCUGGUCAGCGCUGAUGUCGCGAUUUCUUUUAAGAAAAAUUGUGUCUAAGGAAGAAUGGUUUGGGAUUGCAUUGGUAACAUUUGGACUUGCCUUUAGUGCAUUGGGAGAAUCUAGAAACGAACAUGACAACAUGAUUGUUCUAAUGGGAUGUUUGAACACGCUAAUAGGAGCAGCAUUUUACGGUGGUAAUUAUGUGACAGGAGAGUAUACGCUGAAGCUAGCAGAGCAACCACAUCCCAAGGAAUUGUGCCUUAAGAUUGGCGCGACUUGUGUUGCGAUUAUUGCCAUAUAUCAAAUUAUUUAUGUUCUGCCAGCAUGGGAGGCACUGGUGACGCAGCCAAUCGUUGAAGCUAAUGGCAAUACAAUCUUUAUUGUGUUUGCACUUGUGGUGUACACGCUGUCUCAAUUAGCGCAUGGACUCACGUACUUUGUAAUGUUGGGCUCCUGUGCCAACAGGAAUCACAAUGUUUUGACACAAAACGAGGCGUCGCCGCGCUUAUUGUCGUGA
This is a messenger RNA of Plasmopara halstedii, 1161 nucleotides long. RefSeq lists its product as uncharacterized. Gene Ontology annotation, cellular component: membrane. The coding region runs from base 1 to 1161 and encodes 386 amino acids. The transcript has 2 exons. The record is from RefSeq and is a predicted model, not a curated record. Lineage: Eukaryota; Oomycota; Peronosporomycetes; Peronosporales; Peronosporaceae.